AUGGCUCCUCUAACGCUCUCUGUUGAUGCAAAGAGCUCUUCAGCUAGUGCUCCUGAUCUUUCGAAUAGGAUAAUGCAGAGCCCACAGCUCAAAUUGAGCAAAGGCUUUGCAUCUGUCAAUACGCAAGAAGACAAACCCUUUGAUUUCUUCCGCACUCUCUUCGAGGGAUUUAUAGCAGGAGGUACAGCUGGGGUUGUAGUUGAAACAGCUUUAUACCCGAUUGAUACAAUAAAGACUAGACUUCAGGCAGCUCGUGGAGGUGGGAAGAUUGUUUUGAAGGGUCUUUAUUCAGGAUUAGCUGGAAACAUCGCUGGUGUCUUACCUGCUUCGGCUUUAUUUGUUGGAGUUUACGAACCAACAAAGCAGAAACUGCUGAAGACCUUUCCUGAUCAUUUAAGUGCAGUUGCUCACUUGACUGCAGGGGCCAUUGGUGGACUUGCUGCCUCUCUGAUUCGAGUUCCUACAGAGGUUGUGAAGCAAAGAAUGCAGACUGGACAAUUUACAUCAGCCCCCAACGCUGUUCGAAUGAUUGCAUCUAAAGAGGGAUUUAGGGGUCUCUAUGCAGGAUAUCGAUCCUUCCUGUUACGAGACUUGCCAUUUGAUGCUAUUCAGUUCUGCAUAUAUGAGCAGCUAUGCUUGGGGUAUAAAAAAGCAGCGCGUAGAGAGCUAAGUGAUCCUGAGAACGCUCUAAUUGGUGCAUUUGCUGGUGCUCUGACCGGAGCAGUCACCACUCCGCUUGAUGUUAUAAAAACAAGAUUAAUGGUUCAGGGAUCAGCCAAACAAUAUCAAGGAAUCGUUGACUGUGUUCAAACUAUUGUUAGAGAGGAAGGAGCUCCUGCUCUCUUGAAGGGUAUCGGACCAAGAGUGUUGUGGAUAGGUAUUGGAGGUUCGAUAUUCUUUGGUGUUCUCGAGAGCACCAAGAGGACACUUGCGCAGAGACGUCCCAAGAUGGUUAAAGAGUCGAAAGAAGAAUAA
Molecule: messenger RNA, 975 nt
Organism: Microthlaspi erraticum
Lineage: Eukaryota; Viridiplantae; Streptophyta; Magnoliopsida; Brassicales; Brassicaceae
Source: the annotation of a GenBank genome assembly